AUCGCUGCGAAGAGCUCGGCCGGUCCGGCUCCGACAUGCCAUACGAGGCUUGCGGUGUGCACCAUUCGCGCUCGAGCCGACGGUAGAAGCAGGUCCGGAAGAUUCGCCGCUUCUUCCGCAGCAGCCGCAUCCAGCACCUCGCUCAUCCCCGUAGCGGCAGCCCUCGCCUCGGACUCGACCGAGCCGUCGCUCUCGCAGCUCGCCACACCCGAUGCCGUCGCCACCAUCGCAGAUGCGACGGCGACAGUCGCGGGGGGCGAGGGGUUGGACAUUGGAUUCAGUUUCAACGACCUAGACCUGGGCCUGGACGCCUCCUCUCCUGCCACCACUGACGCUGCAACCACCACAGCUGCUGACGCUGCUGCUGAUGCUGCCGCUGAUGCAGCAGAUGUCGUUUCAUCUGCAGCAGAUGCUGUGUCUGCGGCUGCCGAUAGUAUCGCAGUGCCGGACGAGGUGCUUGACCUUCCCACCAGCACGGCCCUUCCAGACCUGCCCGACCUGCCCAAGUUCUCGUAUCCCACCAGGGAUGUCGCCCCUUCGUUUGAGAAACCAGGAUUCAGCAUGCCCGAAUUUAAGAAGCCCGAGUUUACUAUGCCCGAGUUUAAGAAGCCUGAUUUUGAGUUUAGCUUGCCUGAGUUUAAGAAGCCCGAGUUUAGCAUACCAGACUUCCAGAAUCGAGAAUUUAGCCUGCCCCAAUUUUCCCUGCCCGAAUUUAAGAAGCCGGACUUUGCGCUGCCCGAUUUUAAGAAGCCCGACCUUGCUCUGCCCGAGUUCAAGAAACCCGAGUUUUCCCUACCCGAAAACCUUUCAGACCUGAAGGCGCCUUCCUUCUCCCUGCCCGAAUUUGCCAAGCCAGAAUUCAAACUGCCCGAUUCGUCCGAGCUCCCUCUCCCUAAAACCGACUUCAAGCUGCCCGACUUCCCCACCCCAGAGUUCAACCUGCCCGAAAUCCCGCUUCCAUCCUUUCCCAUCCCGAGCCUCCCCUCCCCCUCGGGCCUCCCCGUGCCGAAGCUAACCGUGCCUCGGGCGAUCUCCGAGCCUGUGGAAAACGCGGUAGCGGCGGCGACCGCGUCGGUUGCGGACUCGGCGGCAGCGGCGGCGGCGGUGGCGCAGCGGGAGUACCUGGCGGUGUACUCGGCGCUGCGCGAGAGCGUGCCUGCGGACGCGCUGCCGCUGGUGGAGAAGGUGGAGGCCAACCUCGCUUCGCUGUGGGACGCUGCUAGCGGACUUACGAAAGAGGUGGCGGUGCAGGUGGCGGUGCUAUCAGCAGCGGCGGUGAAGGCAGCGUUUGGGGCGGCGGGCUUUGAUGCGGACGACACAGUCGUGGCCGCCACUCUCAUCACCACUGGCACACUGCUGCUCGGAGUGGCUUACUGGAGGGCGGCGUACGGGGGGUAUUCGGGCAACCUGUCAGCGGAGGAGGCACUGGAGGUGCUCAAGGAGAGCAAGGCCGUGCUCGUUGACAUCCGCCCUGAGUUUCUGAGGGACGAGAACGGCAUCCCGGACCUUCGCAGGGGGGCGCGCUUCAAGGACUGCAGCGUCAAGUUCGAAAAGCUGGACGGCCCUCUGAGGGGACAGGUGCGCAGCCCAGACGUGGUGGACCUGCAGCUCAUGGCGGCUAAGAUCAAGGGCGUGAGAGGCGUGCAGAAGGACACGCAGGUGAUUAUAAUGGACGAGAGCGGUGGCAACCUCGCAAAGGAGAUCGCCAGAGGACUCUCCAGAGUGGGCUUUAAGCGCUCGUUCGUGAUGGUCGGCGGAUUUGACUCGUGGGUGGCCAGUGGGCUGCGAGUGAAGCCCAACGAGCCUGAGCGAGCAGCUGAAGUGCUCAAGAAGGAGUACGAGGCGUUUGUGGAGGACGUGCAGCCCACGCCCCUGGGAGUGGCCACCGUGGUGCUCGGCACUGGAGUCGGCAUCUUCGCCCUCAUUGAGUGGGAGCGGUCGCUGCAGCUGCUGGGAGUGCUGGCAGUGGUGCAGCUGAUCUACCUGCGCGUCAAGACGUACGAGACUGAGGAAGACCUUCAGCGGGACGUGCGAGCACUGCUCACGCCCUUCUCUCUUGCAGCCUCAGCAGCAGGGUGGGCCCUCGGCACCUCCUCUUCUGCCUCUGCAGCACCCAAGGCCGCCAAGCAGCUCACAGAUGGAGAGGGUGAGGGGGGGAGCGAGAGCAAGGCCCCUGAGGCUUCCAGUGCACCUGCUGCUGCUGCCACCUCAGCUGCUGAUGUGGCGGUUCAGACUGACAACGGCAGUCUCGCUGUUGCACCUGAAGCAGCUGCACCAGCAGCAGCAGAGGCAUCAGCAGCAGCAGAGGCACCAGCAGCAGCAGAGGCAUCAGCAGCAGCAGAGGCACCAGCAGCAGCAGAGGCAUCAGCAGCAGCAGAGGCACCGGCAGUGGAACCAUCAUCAGCAGUGUUGGAAGCAGCAGCAGAAGCGCCAGCAGCAGCAGCAGCAGCAGCAGCGAGAGCAGAAACAAUUGAUGCUAGCCUUGAUGAAGCUAGGAGCGCAACGGUGACAGAAACGCCAACUGAGAGCAGCGCACCCUCUUCUGAUGUGCCUGCCCCUGCCCCUGCUGCUGCUGCUGCUGCUGCUGCUGCUGCAGAGUCAGCUGUUGAGUCACCAGCCUCCCCUUCCACCCCGGCAGCGAUUGAGGCAGCACCUGCACCACCCUCGCCCCCCAAGCCCACCCCCAGCACCGCCACCAGCACCGCCACAUCGUCCGUUGACAACGCAUAG
Molecule: messenger RNA, 2730 nt
Organism: Closterium sp. Naga37s-1
Lineage: Eukaryota; Viridiplantae; Streptophyta; Zygnematophyceae; Desmidiales; Closteriaceae
Source: the annotation of a GenBank genome assembly